ACCUGCUUAGUUUAGUAGAGAGGUAAAAUAUUUACCUGUGUAUGUAUCAUCAUAUGCGAAGUAAAACGUGAAAUAUAAUACCGUUUUGUGAUGUGUUUUAAACAAUAGUGCUAAAAAUGUUGAAUAUUUUGGUUUAUUAGGUGGGACUCGGUCAAAUAGAAAGAAAAUUUAUUUGUCAUUACCAUGGCAUACCAUUCCAAUGGCUAUUCUCCACAAGAUGAAAGAGAAAUUGAUAGAGAUGACAGAGGUACCGAAGGAAGUGAUAAGCCCACGUACCACAUGGAACAUUUGGCGACUUUUACUGUUUCCAAAGACAACGGAAUAGUUUAUCCGGCAGAUGGAAUGAGAAGACUUUUGCAACUGGAACAAUCCAAUGGCAUUUGGUCGCAAAAGAUGCAGCUUUGUCUGGAUCGCUCCUGGGUAUUAAUAAUGGAUUUUGAAUCUGGGACUGUAAUGGAAAGAUUUCCAGCGAAUUCUAUUCAAGAACCGACAGCUUUUACGAGUCACGAUCCCAUGGAGAUAUACAACAAUAUACUUGUAUUUAUCGUAACAAAUUCGAAUCCCUCGUACCCUCCCGAAAUGCACAUAUUUCAGUGCCAAAGCAUAUCCGCUCAAGAUUUGGUAGAAGAUUUGAAACAGUUAAGAAUGGGAAAAACCUUAACAAGAAGUCGAAAAAGUAGCAUUCCUCCACCCUCUAAUAAACCACCGCCCCAACAUAUUAUAAAUCCGUCACGAGAAGCGUACCGUGAGUCUGAUUCAGAAUUAACGUUAAAUAAUGAUGACACGAGUUCGACAACAAGUGAAAAAUAUGAAAGAGAUGUAACCAUAUUAAAUCAUUGCUUUGACGAUAUAGAAAAAUUUAUAGCGAGACUGCAACAUGCUGCUGCCGCUUCCAAGGAAUUGGAGCGACGAAGGCGUAGUCGAAAAAGUAAGAAAAGAGAUAUGGGGGAUGGAAUGUUAUCGAUGAGAACAAAACCUCCACCGGAAAAAGAAUUUUUUGAUAUUUUUCAAAAGUUUAAGUUGUCUUUUAAUUUAUUGGCCAAGCUUAAAGCUCAUAUCCAUGAUCCGAACGCUCCGGAAUUGGUCCAUUUCUUAUUCACGCCGCUCGCCCUAAUUGUUGAAGCAUCCCACGAUACCCAUUUUGAUUUACAUUUACCGCAAAAAGUCGUAUCGCCGUUACUAACAAGAGAAGCGAUUAAUCUACUCAUGAAUUGUGUAACAAGCAAGGAAACAGAAUUAUGGCAUUCUCUUGGUGACGCAUGGUUGUUACCUAGGGAUCAAUGGAAAGGAAAUGUUUUACCUUACCACCCAGAAUUUAUGGACGGCUGGGCGCCCGAUUACCCUGUUAUAGACGAAAUGGAUUCUCAUGUUCAGAACAAACAGUAUCGAGAUUCCCAUGAACAUUACAGCAGUGACUAUAAUGACUACGAUUCAAAUCAAGAGAAUAUGUUCAUCUAUGACAGUCGAAGUAAUGAACCUCCCCAUCAUGACUCAAGAGAGCCAAAAAUUGAACCUAGCUCUGAAUUACCCCCAAAUCUUAGAGAUACCAGCACACGAAGCGAUAUUUCAGUAGACUCCAUCGAGAGAAAUGGCACAGAGGAAAGAGGAUUCACACGCAGUCAAGACAAUUGGUUGGAUAAUUUACAAGCUCGAGGUGCUGCUAUUGUUCAAGUAACUUAUCCACGAACUGCAAAUAAUGAUAAGGAAUUAACCGUCGCUCGCGGAGAAUUUUUGGAGGUUUUAGAUGACAGUCGUAAAUGGUGGAAAGCACGUAACAGCAGGGGACAAAUUGCCCACGUACCUCAUACGAUAGUUACACCCUAUCAAUUAGGCGGAAACGGGACAGACAGAAAUGAAGAUAUUUUUAAUAAUCCAUUAUACACUCAUUACAAUCGAAAUUCACAGCGACAGGAUUCUCCAUCUGAACGCUACAGUGGCGGACGAAGUCCCAUUGGAGCUGACCACGCACCUAGUUCUCCAUCAAUUUCUGCCGCACCGGCAGAUUGGGUUCGGAAGGAAAGGCUCGAAGAUAUAGAUACACGAUCAGGUCCUGUUCCACCUCCCCCUCCUCCUCCAAUGCCGACUGUGGAGACUAUACAACUGAAUGACAUACCUAAUACUGAACCAAUAAUUAGACCACCGUUAAAAAGAUCCCCUUCGAUUAUGUCCACAAUGACUACUACCAGUGAAAGAAUGCAGGAUGAGCUUAAUAUCGUAUUGAGCAUGUUUCGCGACAAUAAGUCGAAGAAUUAUGAUAUUACUCAAACGCCCGAAAUUUAUAUCGAUCAAAGAUCUACACCCAGCGAAGUUCAAGAGUGGUUACAAGCGAAGAUGUUUUCUGCGGAAAUAUGCGCCAAAUUUAAGAAAACCUCUGGAUAUCAACUGUUAGGGUUGUCCUAUGACCAACUGGAGAAAAUUUGUGGUCCUAUCGAAGGGAAACGUUUAGAAUCACAAAUUAAUGUACAGAAAGGAGUUUCUGGGUACCAAACAAUGGGAAGAUCUGAAUUGCAAGCGGUACUUGCUAAAGCGAGGAAGAAGAUAGAAAGCAAUUCUUAAAACUGUCUACUAGGCAUGGAAGUUUGUUAUAAUACACAGAGUGACUAUAGUAUAAUUAACAAGUUUUCACAUGUAAUGGCAAAGCUUUGAUAACUUGGUCCAUUAUGAAGCACACCACAUCUACUUUUCCCGAGUAAAAUCAACUUGCUUGCGUUCUGGGGUUGAUUUAAUUAAUUCAAUCAUUCCCUCUGAUGCUUGUUGGUUUACAACUUCAUUACAACCAGUAUAUUUAUUAGUCGUACUUUAAUUAAUUAUAUUUGUAAAGAAUAAACUUUAAUUUUGUGA
Molecule: messenger RNA, 2841 nt
Organism: Photinus pyralis (common eastern firefly)
Lineage: Eukaryota; Metazoa; Arthropoda; Insecta; Coleoptera; Lampyridae
Product: epidermal growth factor receptor kinase substrate 8-like protein 2
Exons: 9
Coding region: 184-2556 (790 amino acids)
Biological process (GO): Rho protein signal transduction; regulation of Rho protein signal transduction
Cellular component (GO): plasma membrane
Molecular function (GO): actin binding
Source: RefSeq, a predicted model, not a curated record